AUGGAUUCUCCAAGCCCCGAACUCAAACCUAUAUGUCCAAAACUCAAUCUAUCUCGAUCUCCUUCUCCGGAUAUACCUAGAGAUCAAAUCGGUCCCAAUGGCACGUCUCAAGCAACUGGUGGAGUUGGUAUGUUGCUCCGACAUCUCGGUAAUGGAUGGAAUCCCCCUGAAAUAUCUCUCGAAGCUGCUCGUGAAAGUCUUCUACGCGACGAAGACUCACUAAGCGAAGAACCGCGGCGAGAGGGGGCUGUCGACGGCAACCUCGCUGCAGACGCACUCCCGAUCAACGGUCUGUCUGCGCCGAGAUAUAUCUCCGGUAGCAGAGUCACAUCGCCACUCAUCCCUUCGUCUAACGGAGCCUUACCGCCGCUUCAUCUUGGGGUUCGCGCACCAGCAGGCGAGUCUAAGGAGACUCUUCCAUCACGGUCUCUCCCGUCUCUUCGCUCGACACUUGGUGAGCUCCGAAACUUACCCCCAGAGCGCCCAUCCGAACAAGAUCUUGGUCGAUCUCGCCCAGGCCCAUCCUCGACUUUCCCUCCUUCGCCAGCUGCCAAUCAAGGGCAUAGGUUCAGUUUGACUACCAAUUUCCCGUCAUCACCCCGUUCACCACCAGAUAGAUAUCGAACACUUUCACCACACUCCGUGACAGGUGCGAGUAUGCGAUAUUAUCCAACAAAUGGUGCUCACCCUCGCGUUCCAACAGAAUAUAGUAGUAGCAAUGCUGGCGAGACUCCGAAUACCGAUCACCCCGCUUCUACACCCGCCACAUCAACCUCGAUCAACUCAACCUCAAUUACUGAUCGGAUGGGCAUUGAUGGAAUCACACAUCCGCAGCCUGUUUCCGGUUCGAAUACAUGUACAGUCAAUGGAUGCACCGCUGCACCGUUUCACAUAAAGUAUCUUCUCAACUCUCAUAUGAAUGUACACUCAUCCGUAAGGCCACACUAUUGUCCGGUCAAAGGGUGCCCGAGAAGUGAAGGGGGCAAGGGCUUCAAAAGAAAGAAUGAAAUGAUAAGACAUGGCCUGGUUCACGACUCCCCAGGCUACGUCUGCCCUUUCUGCCCUGACAAGGAACACAAAUACCCACGUCCAGAUAAUCUUCAGCGACAUGUCCGUGUUCACCACGUAGACAAAGACAAGGACGACCCGCAAAUACGAGACGUCCUCGCUCAACGACCUGACGGACCCAAUCGUGAUCGAAGGAGACGUGGCCCACCGUCGUGA
This is a messenger RNA of Fusarium redolens, 1224 nucleotides long. RefSeq lists its product as uncharacterized. The transcript has 2 exons. The record is from RefSeq and is a predicted model, not a curated record. Gene Ontology annotation, cellular component: nucleus. The coding region runs from base 1 to 1224 and encodes 407 amino acids. Gene Ontology annotation, biological process: regulation of transcription by RNA polymerase II. Gene Ontology annotation, molecular function: RNA polymerase II cis-regulatory region sequence-specific DNA binding; DNA-binding transcription factor activity, RNA polymerase II-specific. Lineage: Eukaryota; Fungi; Ascomycota; Sordariomycetes; Hypocreales; Nectriaceae.